Messenger RNA from Erythranthe guttata (spotted monkey flower), 879 nucleotides. RefSeq lists its product as uncharacterized. Lineage: Eukaryota; Viridiplantae; Streptophyta; Magnoliopsida; Lamiales; Phrymaceae. Gene Ontology annotation, cellular component: endoplasmic reticulum. The record is from RefSeq and is a predicted model, not a curated record.
CACAAAAGUUGACUGAAAACAGUCGGAAGAAAACCAAAGGAAAAAAGCUCCAUUUCAGUCCCGUCGGUCGAUUUCAAUGGCGAAAGCUUUCUCUUUGACGAUUGUAGCCGCCUUAUCCAUGAUCUUCAUUUGUUCCGCGGCGUUUGCGGAAUCCGGCAACUCACCAUUUAUCGUUGCCCAUAGAAGGGUUUCCCAGAAAAAGAUGAAUUCGGAUCUGGAACGGCUCUCCAUCUCCAUCGACAUUUACAACGCCGGAUCCGAAACCGCAUAUGAUGUAACACUCACCGACGAUAGCUGGGCUCAAGAGGUUUUCGAUUCUGUUAUUGGCAACACAUCUAAUACCUGGGAAAAACUUGAAUCUGGUUCCCUUGUGUCGCACUCGUUUGAGUUGGAAUCUAAAGUGAAAACUGUUUAUUAUGGGGCACCUGCUUUGAUCACCUAUCGAGUUCCUACAAAGUCGAAGCUACAGGAAGCGUAUUCCACCCCGAUUCUGCCAGUGAAAAUUCUGUCAGCACCAACGCACAAUGAGAAAAUUGAAAUUGCAAAGAGGUUGGUGGCAAGGUACGGGUCGCAUGUUUCGGUGAUUCUCUUGGUUGCCCUUUUCGCGAAUGUUGUAAUUUCUCCGUCAAAAUCUGCGACUGGAAACAAGAAAAGGCGUUGAUCGCCUGUAUUAUCUUUCCGUUUAAAAGCAAGACUUGGUCGGAAAAAAAAAUGAACUGGCUUUGUUUGUAGCUGUUAGGUUGACAUAGUAGUUCAUGGAGAAGGUAGAGAAAGAGAGAGGGCCUAACUACAUUGAGGAAUUUAUUAUACUUUACCAAUAUAAUUAAUUUUAUGGGUUUAGACUAUUUUAUUUAAAUAAAAUUGUCUCUUAAUGGUUUA